Messenger RNA from Ascoidea rubescens DSM 1968, 1559 nucleotides. RefSeq lists its product as uncharacterized. Gene Ontology annotation, molecular function: protein binding; guanyl-nucleotide exchange factor activity; GTPase activator activity. The transcript has a single exon. The record is from RefSeq and is a predicted model, not a curated record. Bases 56 to 1342 code for a protein of 428 amino acids. Lineage: Eukaryota; Fungi; Ascomycota; Saccharomycetes; Ascoideales; Ascoideaceae. Gene Ontology annotation, cellular component: endoplasmic reticulum membrane. Gene Ontology annotation, biological process: protein secretion.
CGACAAUCGUUAUAUAAUCUCAAUUUUUUUGAAUUCUGUUGGUUAUUUUUAUAGAAUGGAAGCUGCUUCGUGGAACGUUGGAUAUCCUAUAUUUGGUGCCAGGUUUUUGGAUGAAGAUACAUUGUUAGUGGCUGGCGGUGGUGGUGAAGGAAACCAUGGAAUACCUAACAAAUUGACAGCUUUGCAAAUUGAUUUCAGUAGAAAGAAUAAAGUCAUCAAGAAAUUUAGAGAAUUGCAACUACCUCCAAACAGCGAUUCUCCCAUGAGUUUGGACACAAAUGGAGAAAUCAUUUUGAUGGGUUGCAAUGAAGGUUCAGAAAAGAUUAAAAAAGGCAAGAAUUGUCAUCUAAGAAAAUAUGAUUACAUUGAUCAACAUUUAGUGUUCAGCAAAUCUAUAAAUUUAUUCACCGAUUUCUCAAAUGAUAUAAAUAAUUAUACAAAAUGCUGUUAUAUAUCUGAUGAUAGUUCCAUUGGUUGUAUAUCAAAUUCCAAUGAGAAAAAUCCACAGUUAAUCAUCAUCAAUACAUCCAAUAAUCAGUUGAAGUUGAAAUAUAAAAUCAUUGAAAAAACGAAUAAUAUUAUUAAAGAUUUGCACAUCUCUCCUGAUGGGAAAACAAUAGUUUAUAUUACAAGUUCUACUUUUAAAGCAAUAUCAACUGUCAGUGGAAAGAUUUUAAUAUCAAAAAAUUCAUCAGCUCUUUCGACCAGUUCUCAAACAUUGAUCUUUGCAAAAAUUCGUUUCAUCAAUAAUAACGAAUUUAUAAUUGGUUGUAAUAUUAAUAAUAAAGGUGGAAUUUCAAUAGUACAUUAUUCAAUUUUAGAUCAAUUAUUAAUUUCGAAUAAAUUAAUCAGUAAAAAAAUUAAAUCAAUAACUUCAAUGGAUUUUUGGCCAAAUAUUAUAAUUAAAGUUUAUCAAGACAUUAAAAACCCAGAAAAAACAAUCACGAAAUCUGAGAUUGACAUUAAUAAUUCAUUAAUUUCCAUUGCUGGUAAUAACUAUUCAGUAAUCUUAUUAAAAUUUAAAAAUUUUAAAAACUUGUUUGAAUUUAAGAAAACCCAUAAUUUUGUAAUUACAAAAGUCACAUUUUCUCCAACUGGUCAGUAUUUAGCUAGUGUAUCUGCUGCAAAUACUAUUCAUGUUAUCAAGUUACCUUCAAAAUUUAUAACCUCAAAUCAAACACAAAUCAAAUCUAAAAAUCUAAACACUUUCUUAUCAAUCAUAUUAAGUUUAUUAUUUGUGUUGAUUUUGGCAAUUUUAAUUCAAUAUUUGAUAAACAAGAAAUUAAUCCAACAUUUGAUUGAUAUACCUACAAUUAAGUCAGAAUUAAAAAAAAGAAGAUAGAAAUGUCAUUAAUAAGAAUAUAUCAAUAAUUAUGGAUUAUUAAUCGGUUUUCAAAUCUGGUUUUAUAUUUUUGUGGUUUAUCUUAUCUUACCUUAACUCGUUUAACCUGUUUUAACUAAUAUUAUUCCGCCUCAACUUUUUUCAUUUUAUAUUUUUUCUGAAUUUUGUCAAGCGAAAGUUUUCUUCUAAAUAUUUCUUUUAAAUUUUUGUUUUUGUU